This is a messenger RNA of Thrips palmi, 4851 nucleotides long. It is a transcript of the gene Gli, whose product is annotated as cholinesterase. The coding region runs from base 561 to 3212 and encodes 883 amino acids. Gene Ontology annotation, cellular component: septate junction; cell surface; tricellular tight junction. NCBI's taxonomy places the organism in Eukaryota, Metazoa, Arthropoda, Insecta, Thysanoptera, Thripidae. The record is from RefSeq and is a predicted model, not a curated record. The transcript has 12 exons.
CGACGACGACCGUGAGGCGGGGGGCGCGGCCCUCGCGCGCGCGCGCGUGUGUUUGUGUCUGUAGGUAGUGCAAGUGCGACAGUGCAGUGACCACGGUGACCACCCUGUGCACCCCACCCACGGCACCCUUCCUUUGUGCUGCCCUUCGCUGCCGGCCACCCAGCCCUCCGGCCCCACGCGCAAUCUUAUCGAGUGCAGCCAUUGCCGCAGCGCUACGCCGCCACACCGCUACGCCGCGCAUGAUGACGGCAGGUGUGCCAUAGUCGGUCCGGGCUAAGCUGCGCGCCCUCUCCAACCAGCCUGCGUGGCCCAGCUUCGGUGGCGUCGACUUGUCUUGAGGGGCAGCGCGCCAAGAGGCAGUCUUUGGACAUACCUUACCGGCUCGGACGGCUCGGCUCGGCCACAGGCGGCCGCGCGCAGGGGCGUUGUCUGCCGGCCCGCUCGGCGCUGCGCUCCGCGCCAGGCGUCAGGCCUUGCUGCCCGACUCGGCCGGCCCGGUGGAAGGGGACCACGACCACGGGGACCGAGAAGAAAGAAAGACUCGAACCAAAACAUCCAAGAUGGCGUCGGCGCUGAGCGCGCUGUGCGUGCUGCUGGCCUCCACGGCGAUCUCCUUCGCCACGGCACAGGUGCUGCCGCCACCGGGGCCCAACCGCGGCGGCAUCUACGUGCCGCCGAACCCCGGCGACGCCAACUACCGCACCUACUUCUACAACGACCGCCGCUACGGCUCGGCCAUGCCGGCCAACUACAACCCCUUCGACCCGUACGCCAGGGACCCGUUCCCCAACAGGAACCCCUUCGACAACCAGAACCCGCAGGGCGUGUUCAACCCCAACUACUUCAACCCGGACCCCAACCAGGUCAACCAGCCGGGCGGCCAGCUGCCGCUGCCCGGCGUGCUGGCCGGCUGGCGGUCGGACCUGCAGGGCAAGAUGCGGCCCGACUCGCUGACGCUGGACAAGGACGUGCACGUGCAGACGACGUACGGCCAGGUGCAGGGCUUCAAGACGUACCUGUACGACAACCCGGACCCGCUGUCCGGCUACCGGCCGGGCCUCACGCCCGUGGAGCGCGUGCAGGGCAUCGUGCACACCUUCCUGGGCAUCCCGUACGCCCAGCCGCCCGUCAACGAGGGCCGCUUCAGGCCGCCGCGGGCGCACCGAGGCUGGCAGCUGAUCCAAGCCGUGGACUUCGGCCCCGCGUGCCCGCAGCCGGUGCGGUACACUGGCGCGGCGAAGGGCGUCCGCGACAUGGACGAGGACUGCCUCUACCUCAACGUCUACUCGCGGACGACGGUGUCCGGGCUAGCGCAGAAGUUCCCCGUCAUGGUGUACAUCCACGGCGGCGAGUACUACAAGGGAGCCUCCAACACCUUCCCCGGACACGUCCUGGCCGCGUUCUACGACGUGGUGGUCGUCACCAUCAACUACCGACUGGGGGCGUUAGGCUUCCUCUGCACGGCCGACACCAACUCGCCGGGUAACUACGGCGUGCUGGACCAGGCCAUGGCCAUCAACUGGGUGUACGACAACAUCGACGCGUUCAACGGCGACCGCAAGUCCAUCACGCUGUUCGGGCCGGGCGCCGGGGCGGCGAGCGCGGGGCUGCUGAUGGUGGCGCCGCGCACCAGGGACUUGGUGACGCGCGUCAUCGCGCAGAGCGGCUCGGCGCUCUCGGACUGGGGCAUCAUCAUCGACCAGUACCGCGCCGUCAACACGUCGCGCGUCUUCGGCCAGGUCAUGGGCUGCAGCAUCGAGCCCGCCUGGAAGCUGGUGGACUGCCUGCGGCGCGGCCGCAGCGCCAUCGAGCUGGGCAACGCCGAGUUCCACCCGACCGUGGGGCCCUUCCCCUGGGGCCCAGUCCUGGACCGCAACUUCACCAAGCCGGGUGACAGCUGGUACCACGGCUGGAAGGAGCGAGACUGGCACUUCUUGAACCGAACCCCAGAGGACCUCAUCAAGCAGGGGCACUUCAACCGAGGCCUGAGUUACAUGAGUGGAGUCACUUCGCAAGAAGCAGCCUACAUCAUCUCUCAAAAUGAAAGUUUGGUCUCAGUACAUUAUGAAGUGAACGAACGAUUCAUGCAACAAAAAAUAAGAGAAAUGGUAGCUCGGUUUAAUUACACACUAAACCCUGGCGGAGUAUAUGAAGCCAUCAAAUACAUGUACACGUAUCACCCAGAUCCUCGGAAUGUAACUCAUAUACGAGAACAAUACAUUCAUAUGAUGUCUGAUUACUUGUACCGAGCUCCUAAUGAUAAAAUUGUGAAGCUUCUUGUAGAACAAAAUGUUCCAGUAUACAUGUAUGUUAUGAACACUACAGUUGAAGCUUUAAAAUUGCCUGAAUGGAGAAAAUACCCACAUGACAUAGAGCAUUUGUUUCUAACUGGUGCUCCAUUCAUGGAUGUUGAAUUUUUCCCAAAGGAAGCUGGGUACGAUCGUCUCAUGUGGACUGAAAAUGAUCGAAACAUGAGUCACUUUUUCAUGAAAGCAUUUUCUGAUUUUGCAAGAUAUGGAAAUCCUACUCACAGCCAAAUUUUAGGAUUACAUUUUGAAUUGGCCAGGCCAGGGCAAUUGAAAUACCUGAACCUGAAUACAACUUUUAAUUCAUCCAUUUAUUUAAAUUACCGUCAGACUGAGAGUGCUUUCUGGACCAUGUACCUUCCAACUGUAAUUGGUCAUUUGGUCCCUACGUAUCCCCCAACAACAGAGUGGUGGGAGCCGAGGCAACCUAUCCAAAUAGCAUUUUGGAGCGUCUCAGCAAUUUGUCUUCUGCUGAUUGUUGCUGUUGUGGCCUGUUGUAUCCUAUGGAGAAAUGCUAAAAGGCAACAAGACCGAUACUACAGUGGAGACCUGCUGAUGAUGAGGGAUGAAUCAGAAAUCACUGGUUUAGGUGCCGCUUCUGAAAAUCCAAGUCAUCUGUAUGAGUAUCGAGACACACCCUCCAUUGGUGAAAAGCAGCCUCAGGUUAAAGUUCAAAUGCAUACUCGCCCAGUCCCUGCAGAGCCCACCAAGGCAGCUUCUGUCAGGACAGGAAGUAAUCAAUCAUUAAAAGACGCUAUAAAUGGUUUCCCAUCGGGUGAGUCACGCAUUGAAGCAAGACCUCCUUUACCUCAACCAGUGGCCGCGGUCCCAGUACCAACCACAAGACCAAGAGGCACAUUAAGCAGAACUCAUUUAGAGGGUGGUAUUCCUCAAACAGAGGUAUGAAACGUGGUACCUAGUUCUAUCAAAUUGUUACCUGAUAAAAUUUACAUUUUUGGUGAAUUUUACUUUAAGUCAUUAUUUAUGAGCAGGAUUUGCCUGAUGUUAUAUGAUGAAAUAUUCUAUCUCAUUAGAUAGGUACUUUGGAAAUUAUUUCUGUUAUUAUACCAGUCAAACAUUGUGUGUCGCAUCUGUCUUGAAAACAAGAGAACUUUCUAUGAGAUUUUUGUGCAUUUCAGAGAGGCACUCCCUUUUAUUGCAUGUUGCUCAUUUUUGGUGUGUCUUUUAAGCAUCAUGUGUUAGUAAGAAGUGUAAGUAAAUGGGCUUUAUGUAUAGAUUAUCACUGCCACAUGUAUUGAUCUCUCAUUUUUGUAUGUUAUUAUUCAUUGUUAUGUAUGAAAUCAAGUACUAAUCUAUAGUACUAGUAAUAUGAGGAAGAAAUUUGCCCCUUCUCGUUGUGCCUUGAUAGAUCAAUUGUCUGAAUCCUCCACUUUUUCCAAGUUUUGGCAAAAUUUCCCUUAAUGCUUGUUGGACUAAAGGUGGAUAUGAUUACUAUCAGUACUGAAAAAACUAUUUUUCACUGAGAUGCUCCAAUGUUGUGCCAUACAGAACUUUUUUACACCAACCAGAUGUUUUAUAUGCCCGUUUUUUCCCUACAGUAAUUGUGAUUCAAAGACUUUUAAAGAAGCCAUAUUGUUUACAUCCAUGACUUUCUAUUUUGAUAAGCUGGGUUCUUAAAACAUCAUUCCGUUCUGUGAAGGUAAAUAAUCUAGUUCUGAUUCCUUGCCAGUAUUGAACAUUUCUGUCAUAUUCUGAUCUACUGAGACUUUGGUUUGCCCUUGGACAUAUUCUAUCCAUGCCUUGAAUCUAAGUAUCUAGGAAUCUAGGUAAUUUUGGCUUUAGAUGCCAUGUACUUUUUGAGUCAUUUGUGUAUGCUUUAAUAUAUGUGUGUGUUAGUGUGUGUCUGUGAGUGUGUAUGUGUGUGCGCAUGUGUGUGCACUUGCACCAUGAAUGAUUUUAAACCAUCUGUAAAGUGACGAUUGAAAUCAUUAUUUUACCAGUAUUGAAGAUUAUUAGAAAGUUAGUAUUUUUUAAUAUUUUAUUUAUGUACAUUGUAUAUUAAGAUUUAAUAUUUAUACAUGUGCUAUGUGUCCCUGUCUUAUGCCGUCCAUUCGUUUGUCAAUAAAUGUUUAUGUCCUCUUCAUAUGUAAAUAUAGAUGUUUAAUGUUAGUUAUAUUUUAAUGUUUCGAACCUAGUGAGUAAGGCAAAAUUGUGUCCGAAAGAUAGAUGCUACUGGUUUAACUUUUCAGUUUUUCAUCGGUUUAUUCUUUAUAUUGUGCAGUAGAAAAACUUAGCCAUAUGUCAUAAAGAUAAAGAACUUUCUUGACUCACCUGGUCAUUGGUGUCAUGCAUUGACACUCUCCAUGAAAUUAUUUGCUUUCUCUUUCAUGAAGAUGCUCCUCCUUAUUUAUUUGCGGGAACUGUGUUUGGUAUACUUAAUUUGAUUUGUAUAUUUUGCAGCUAUUGAAUCUGUCGAAAAUGUACAUUUUAUUGUAUUGAAUGUAAAGAAACAUAAUUUUAUACUUGAUAAGGUAGAAUCUGUAACACUUGUCUAUAAAAAUAAACAGUCAAAAUCCUGUUUUCA